Molecule: messenger RNA, 495 nt
Organism: Malania oleifera
Lineage: Eukaryota; Viridiplantae; Streptophyta; Magnoliopsida; Santalales; Ximeniaceae
Exons: 1
Coding region: 1-495 (164 amino acids)
Source: RefSeq, a predicted model, not a curated record
AUGAGUCAAUAUCUUAAACUUUCUCGAUCUGAGGGUGAUUUGAUUUUAGAUCCUUUACAAUAUCAUCGUCUUAUUGAAAGAUUGUUAUAUCUCAUAAUUACCAAACCAGACAUUGCCUUCUCUGUCCAAACUCUUGCUCGGUUCAUGAAUACCCCACGGUUACCUCAUCUUCAUGAUGUUCAUCGUGUGCUUCGUUAUCUUAAAUCUUCUCCUGGCCAAGGUCUAUUCUUUCCUGCUCAUUCAUCACUCAAACUUACUGGUUUCACUUAUUCAUACUGGGCUAGUUGUCCUGAUUCUCGCCGAUCAAUUACUGGGUUUUGUAUUUUUCUUGGUAAGUCCCUUGUCUCAUGGCGAUCUAAGAAGCAAACUACUAUCUUUUGGUCUUCUGUUGAAGCUGAAUACCAAGCUAUGGCAAUUACUGCUUGUGAAUUAACAUGGCUUGUCACCUUACUCAAAGAUCUUGGUGUUUCGAUUUCUUUGCCUAUUUCUUUGUAA